Messenger RNA from Linum trigynum, 1578 nucleotides. NCBI's taxonomy places the organism in Eukaryota, Viridiplantae, Streptophyta, Magnoliopsida, Malpighiales, Linaceae. The record is from the annotation of a GenBank genome assembly.
UUAAAACCUCUCUCCCAAAAUCUCUCCUUGUGUUCGUUUUUCCAUUUUCCGUUGUUCAAACUUGCAAGAAACCCAAUCUCAAGAGUCCAGGACCCAUCAAUUCUUCCGAAUUGCCAAGAAUCGAAGCAAAGCGAAACAGAAAACAGGAACUCCCAACCCAAAGCAAUAAUCGACCAAAGUUUGAAGCUUCCUACCCACUACAGCUCUUCCUUUGUGUUUGUCAAGCUUCCAAGUUUCAGUCUUUUACUGUUGCUAUAAUUGGAGAAGAUUCAAUCUUUCUGGAGAGAGAGAGAGAGAGAGAGAGAGAGAGAGAGAGAAGGAAGUCCUCAGAAAUUGGAGGAGCAAGAGAGAGAUCGGAGAUGGGGAGUUUGACUCUGACUCCAUGGCACCCUUCACAGCUCAAACCCUCUGGGUUUGAGCAGAAGGAUGCGUCUCUUUUCCCCUCUAGAAGGAAACUCAAAACCAGCAGGAACAAUAAGAGAUUCUCCGUUUCCAGUCCUGUGGCUAGGCUAUUUGGGCCAUCGAUCUUUGAAGCGUCCAAGCUGAAGGUGUUGUUUUUAGGGGUUGAUGAGAAGAAGCAUCCUGGCAAGCUGCCAAGGACUUACACACUAACCCACAGUGAUAUAACCUCCAAACUCACUUUGGCCAUCUCUCAGUCCAUAAACAACUCCCAGCUUCAGGGAUGGGCCAACAAGCUGUACAGAGAUGAAGUGGUGGCCGAGUGGAAGAAGGUGAAAGGCAAGAUGUCACUCCAUGUUCACUGCCACAUCAGUGGUGGCCAUUUCUUACUUGAUCUCUGUGCUAGGCUCAGAUACUUCAUCUUCUGCAAAGAACUUCCCGUGGUGCUCAAGGCCUUUGUUCAUGGGGAUGGGAAUCUGUUGAACCACUACCCGGAAUUGCAAGAGGCAUCGGUGUGGGUUUACUUUCACUCCACAAUUCCAGAAUUCAACAAGGUUGAGUGCUGGGGCCCACUCAUGGAUGCUGCAGCACCUCCUUCAAAGAGAAGGACCGGUGGUGGGACUCAGGCGGGUCCAGAGGUGGAAGGAGAAGAGAAGGGAAGGUCAUCAAGCAAUUGGGGGUUGCCAGAGCCAUGCCAAGAAGAUUGCAGCUGUUGUUUUCCACCCAUGAGCAUGAUCCCGUGGUCUCAAAACUUUCCCUUUGCUUCUCAAACUCAACAACCAGGCGAUUCCAAGACAGCGGUCCAGGAGGAGGGCUUGCAGCAGCAACCUUAGAGUAUUCGGAGUCUUUUGUUUUCGAACUGCUACACAUUUGAUUCGUCUCUCUGUCACACUUGUAAAUAGUGAAAUUUAGAGGGACUCGGAAUCAGUUGACCCUCCAUUCGUAAUGUUGAAGCGGGAAAGGGUGGGACGUUGAUCAAUCUUUUCAACCAAUAGCUGGUCUUUUUUUUGUGUGGGUGUUAUGACUCCAUUUUGGAGUGUAAGAUGACAGAUCUACUAGGUAUCCCAGUUGAUAGGAUACUAUAAUGUACACUCUCACGCUUUGUAUAGUAGAUUGGCUACUUGUCUGUAUAUAUUCCCAAAAGCUAUGGAAGUAUGUUGCCCCGAAGAGACUGAUGCA